UUCGUUUUCCUUUCGUCACAGUGAGAACGUGUGUAACUGCUACCAUAGACGUUUAUUCAUUCAGCGAAACAAAAUUUUUUCAUUUGUCAGUUUGUUAAAAGAGAACAAUAUAGGGAGGGAACUAAUUGAAUGAUGCCAUUAGAAACUCUGAUUAAACGUUUUUUGGAGGAAUAAAAAUACCCCGGAAAACACACGUGAAGACAUAGCAAGAUGAAUGAGCAAGUAUUAUUAAAAGUACUUUGCGAUCGCCAGGGAGCAUUGGACUAUUCUGAUCUGGCAGACAUUGGUUGCGGAGCGGAAUUAAUCAGCUAUCUUGAUAAACCUGUUUUAAACGAUUCAUUUUAUAUCGCAAUGUGCAAUGGAAAAAAACGCAUUAUUGCGAAAACGAAAGUAAGGCGCUGCAAGGCUCCACAAUGUGACGGCUGCGAUGACUUACAUCUGUGUACAUUUUAUCUAUUAGGCGUCUGUAAGAAUAGUAGGGAGAGACGGAAAUGCGCCUUUGGUCAUGAUCUGCACUCCGAACACAAUUCCGGAGUUUUGAUGAGGAACAACCUUGAAAGACUGAGUAGACUCGAACUCCGACAGCUGUUGUUACAGAAUGACAACAGUUUCCUACCGCAGGUGUGCAACUCUUACAACAAAGGCACCGGGCCCUAUGGCCACUGCCCCGAUCAGGAGGAGUGUCGGAGGCUCCACCUGUGUGACAGGUACAUCACAGGAACCUGCCGCUCCGGAGGCGACUGCAACAGGUGUCACGACUUCUUCGAGCCCCACCCACGGAGAGUCCUGCAGAAGAGGGGAGUGGCCAACGAUCUUAUACCGUCCAUGUUGUCCACCUACCAGAAUAUCCUGGCCAUGAAGGGUAAAGGGGCCAGUGGAGCUGCUACCGGCAGUCAGCCAAAGAGCUGUCCUCACAGUGCAGGGAGGACAGAGAUCUGCCCAUUCUUUGUCAAAGAAGACUGCAAACAAGGAGAGAAAUGUUGGAGAGUCCACAGUAAAAUGCCUUACGUGUGGGAAGUAAAGGAAGGUUCGACUUGGUCCCCCCUGCCAGAAAAUGAAGCAAUCGAGAAAGAUUUCUGUGACCCUUGCAAGAUGUUUAGUGAGGGAUCCAGCCAUGUGUGUUUUGACUCCAUGACAUGUGGAUCAGGGGAAGUUCGUCGUCUGUGCACCAUCUCCUCUGUGCUUAAGCCCAAAUACUGCCUCACCACAAACUGGGAGUGGUUCUGGAAGGACGAGUGUGGCCAUUGGGUCAAGUACCCAUCAAUAAAAGAGAUGCAAAGGUUGUCAUCCAUCACCAGUGAAGACCUUGAGAAUAAAUACCAGGAGGAUCAAAGUGCUGUGUUGAAGUUUACUGCAGGCCAGCAGUCUUAUGAGUUAAGCUUCAGAGACAUGACACAAAGAAAUGAAAGAUACGGGACUAUAAGUAUGGUCAGACGACGUCCUGUUUUCGUUUCAGCUUCGGAGGUGCAAGCUAUUAGAAGCAGGAAAAUCAGACCACGUAACACCGUUCAAAAUUUCAUGGCUGUACCUGAAUUUUGGGAUAAGUCUGCAAUACCUGACAUUGGAUACAAGAGAGUAAGCCUUCUGGGAUCUGACAGGGACUAUCAGAAGGUCCUAGGACUUUUCAAGAAAACCAUGAGAGUCUUUAAUAUCAUUAGCAUCGAGAGGGUCCAAAACCGUGACCUCUGGGAAGUCUUCCAGUGGAAAAGAGACAGGAUGAAGAAAAACAAUGGGGAUAAAUACAGCAAGGAGCUAACUCUUUUCCACGGAACAGACCCAAAACAUGUAGAUGCCAUAUGCAGAGAUAACUUUGACUGGAGGCUGUGUGGAACAAAUGGGACUGUGUAUGGCCAAGGGAGCUACUUUGCCAGAGAUGCUAAGUAUUCACACAAGUUUACUGGUAACUCAGGAGAGAGGUCCAUGUUUUGUUGUCGGGUGCUUGUUGGUGACUACACAAAGGGGAACUCAGAGCUCCGCAGGCCCCCUUCAAAAGGCGAGGGAAACCCCUCUCUCUACGACAGCUGUGUUAACAAUGUCCAGAAACCUUCCAAAUAUGUGGUGUUUGAGAGGCACCAGGUGUACCCUGAGUUCCUCAUCAAAUAUAAUGAUGGUGCUGCGCCCAAGUUGUCUUUGGCUUCUGCUCCCCCGAGAAUGCUCUCUGUCCCAUCCAUUUCCUUAACACCACGAUCAGGCCUCACUCAAACCGUAGCUGCCACUACCAAAUCAAAAACAGUCUCAAUCCAGUCCACCUCCUUAACCUCAAGAUCCAACAAGACUCAAGUCAUAGCUUCUACUACCCCAUUGCAGAUAAUUCCAUCCACCUUCAGUCCAUCUCAAACUGCAGCCAACCUUACCUUUUAUAAAACAAAUUCUUAUCCCACUUUGAGUUCAGUCAAUCAGAUUCGCCCAAUACCUGCCCGAACCCCAUCUCCCAUCCCCAUGGAUUACACCACCUCAUUUACUUACCCCUCUCAUACAGUCAGUUCCACAGCCAGUGCCUUUAAGACAGUCAGUACCCGAGCCAGUACCUCCUCUAACACAGUCAGUACCCCAGCCAGUACCUCCUCUAACACAGUCAGUACCCCAGCCAGUACCUCCUCUAACACAGUCAGUACCCCAGUCAGUACCCAAUCUAACACAGUCAGUACACCAGUCAGUGCCCAAUCUAACACAGUCAGUACACCAGUCCGUGCCCAAUCUAACACAGUCAGUACCCCAGUCAGUGCCCAAUCUAACACAGUCAGUACCCCAGUCAGUGCCCAAUCUAACACAGUCAGUACACCAGCCUCCAAAAGACUUGCUGCUUACAAUGAGGAUUACACCGCCUCAUUUGCUUACCUCUCUCGCACAGUCACUACCCAAUCUAACACAGUCAGUACCCCAGUCCGUGCCCAAUCUAACACAGUCAGUACCCCAGUCUGUGCCCAAUCUAACACAGUCUGUACCCCAGUCCGUGCCCAAUCUAACACAGUCUGUACCCCAGUCCGUGCCCAAUCUAACACAGUCUGUACCCCAGUCCAUGCCCAAUCUAACACAGUCAGUACCCCAGUCCGUGCCCAAUCUAACACAGUCAGUACCCCAGUCAGUGCCCCAGUCAGUGCCCAAUCUAACACAGUCAGUACCCCAGUCAGUGCCCAAUCUAACACAGUCAGUACCCCAGUCAGUGCCCAAUCUAACACAGUCAGUACCCCAGUCAGUGCCCCAGUCAGUGCCCAAUCUAACACAGUCAGUACCCCAGUCAGUGCCCAAUCUAACACAGUCAGUACCCCAGUCAGUGCCCAAUCUAACACAGUCAGUACACCAGCCUCCAAAAGACUUGCUGCUUACAAUGAGGAUUACACCGCCUCAUUUGCUUACCUCUCUCGCACAGUCACUACCCAAUCUAACACAGUCAGUACCCCAGUCCGUGCCCAAUCUAACACAGUCAGUACCCCAGUCCGUGCCCAAUCUAACACAGUCAGUACCCCAGUCCGUGCCCAAUCUAACACAGUCUGUACCCCAGUCCGUGCCCAAUCUAACACAGUCUGUACCCCAGUCCGUGCCCAAUCUAACACAGUCUGUACCCCAGUCCAUGCCCAAUCUAACACAGUCAGUACCCCAGUCCGUGCCCAAUCUAACACAGUCUGUACCCCAGUCCAUGCCCAAUCUAACACAGUCAGUACCCCAGUCCGUGCCCAAUCUAACACAGUCAGUACCCCAGUCAGUGCCCAAUCUAACACAGUCAGUACCCGAGCCACUAAAAUACUUGCACCCAAACCCCCCACCCUCUCUCCUGUAAUCAAUCCCUCAGCCGGAACCCCCUCUUGCACACUUUCCCCUUCAACUAGCCACGUAUCUCGGGCUUACACGCUCUCAGCAACCACUCCUCCCACCCAUUCUGUAACUACAUUGUACACUUCGUUCUCCAUGUCAAGCGACUCUUCUACCAGGUCUUCCCCCUCAGUUCGCAGACUAUCUCCGGUGUACUCCCCCUCGACAGGUGCCUUCUCUCGUCCACUGUCUGCCCCAACAAGGAAUAUUAGUGAGGGUCCAUCCAGAGCUCCAACUGCUUCGAAACAUAGAACGGACACAAACGGAAAAAACAAGUGCCUUCUACAAUAGCAAUAGCCUGUAUUGGUAUGGGCAGUAAAAAGUUAUGUUAAUAGAAAAUGCCUAAAAAACUAACAGAGAUAUUAACUGUAACAGUUCCAGCCCAACAGGACCGUUUGCCAUGUCUGUUGUGUUUUGUCCUGUCCUGCCCUCUUCUGGUCUUCUGUUGUAGUUCAUGUCCUUAUUUGGUGUUUUUCCGCUCAACUGUUUUGUGUUAGCUCAUCAGUAUGUGUAUUUAUUUCAGUCCCUGUCAUUCAUUAUUCAUUGUUAAGUGUAUGCCAGUUCUGUGUCCUGAUUGCGUGGAGCCAUUCGCUCAUUCCUUUCUAGAUCGUAUCCUUUUAUGUUCUAGGUUUAUUCCAGCGCUUUGUUUGAAUAAAAAUCAUCUUCCUUUU
This is a messenger RNA of Esox lucius (northern pike), 4481 nucleotides long. Its product is annotated as mucin-17-like. Gene Ontology annotation, molecular function: metal ion binding; calmodulin binding; NAD+ poly-ADP-ribosyltransferase activity. NCBI's taxonomy places the organism in Eukaryota, Metazoa, Chordata, Actinopteri, Esociformes, Esocidae. Gene Ontology annotation, biological process: microtubule cytoskeleton organization. The transcript has 12 exons. The record is from RefSeq and is a predicted model, not a curated record. The coding region runs from base 211 to 4101 and encodes 1296 amino acids. Gene Ontology annotation, cellular component: microtubule.